Medicago truncatula (barrel medic) is the source of this 3553-nucleotide messenger RNA. RefSeq names its product exportin-T. The record is from RefSeq and is a predicted model, not a curated record. The coding region runs from base 145 to 3126 and encodes 993 amino acids. The transcript has 13 exons. Gene Ontology annotation, molecular function: tRNA binding; small GTPase binding. Gene Ontology annotation, biological process: tRNA re-export from nucleus. Gene Ontology annotation, cellular component: nuclear matrix; cytoplasm; nuclear pore. Lineage: Eukaryota; Viridiplantae; Streptophyta; Magnoliopsida; Fabales; Fabaceae.
GGUUAAGGUGAAGGAAAAUAUUUGGGGCGAGAACCGGGAGAAACAAACAUAAACCCUAGCCUUCUUUCUUCGUAUGCUUCUUCUUUCUAUUGAUUGAGUGAUCCAUCCAUCGAUUGAUUGAUCGAAGUUACAGUAAUAUCAAAUAUGGAUGACUUAGAAAAAGGGAUUCUUAUUAUGUUUGACGAAUCUGGAGCUAUAGACGAUGAAUUGAAGAAUCAAGCUAAAACUUAUUGCACAGAUGUUAAGCAGAAGCCUUCUGUUUGUAGACUGUGCAUUCAAAAGUUAUGCUCUUCAAAUCUCGUUCAAGUUCAGUUUUGGUGUCUUCAGACUUUGCAUGAACUCAUUCAGACUCGAUACUCCGCAAUACCCCCGGAGGAGAAGCACGCCAUAAGAACCACCGUCUUUUCAAUUGCGUGUCUCGUUGUUGUCGAAGACAACAACAAUAACACUCCAAUUAGGGUUUUAGAAGCCGCCCCUGCUUUCAUCAAAAACAAGCUUGCUCAGGUUUUGAUUGCUUUAAUUUACUACGAGUACCCCUUGAUUUGCUCAUCCUUCUUCCUUGAUUUUUUACCACAUCUACGCAAGGGCAAUGUCGUCAUUGAUAUGUUCUGCAGAGUUCUCAAUGCUCUCGACGACGAAUUAAUUAGUAUGGAUUACCCUAGAACCCCUGAAGAGGUCACUGUUGCCAAUAGGGUUAAAGAUGCUAUGAGAGAGCAAUGCGUUUCCCAGAUUGUCAGAGCUUGGUAUGACAUUCUUUCUAUGUACCGCAAUUCUGAUCAGCACUUAUGCAUCACUGUCUUAGACUCAAUCAGGAGGUUUAUUUCUUGGAUCGACAUCGCUUUCAUCUUCAAUGAUACUUUUCUCCCUUUCUUGUUUGAUUUCAUUUUGGUUACCACCACAUCUGAUCACCUUCGAGCUGCUGCUGUCAGAUGCUUGUUAGCAAUUGUUUCUAAGCGAAUGGAGUCCCAAUCUAAACUCUCAUUGUUGCAAACCCUUCAAAUUACUCGUGUAUUUAGGUUGCUCACCGACGAUGCCAAUGCCGACCUUGUCCCUGACAUAGCUGCUUUGCUUUCUGGCUAUGCUACGGAGGCCUUGGAUUGCUUUAAACGCAUAACUUCUGAGGAUGCUAAAGGAAUCUCUAUGGAGCUUCUCAAUGAAGUUCUGCCCUCCGUUUUCUAUGCAAUGAAGAAUUUUGAGCUAGACACCACUACAUUGAAUAUCGUUCAGUUUCUAUCAGGUUAUGCUUCUACGUUGAAGACCCUUGCUCCUUUGAGCGAGAAACAUAUACUUCAUGUGGGGCAGAUAUUGGAAGUUAUCCUUGUACUAAUCCGUUAUGAUCCUGUAUACCGUACCAAUCUCGAUGUCAUGGAUAAAAUUGGAAAAGAGGAGGAAGAUAGGAUGACAGAGUUCAGAAAGGAUUUAUUUGUUCUACUUCGUACCGUGGGUCGAGUAGCCCCUGAUGUAACUCAAUUGUUUAUCAGAAAUUCGUUAGCAAGUGCUAUUUCAAGAUCAUCAGACAGCAAUGUGGAGGAGGUGGAAGGUGCACUUUCUCUUUUAUAUGCACUUGGAGAAUCCUUGAGUGAGGAAGCCGUAAGAAAUGGGAAUGGAUUAUUGAGUGAACUGUUGUUUAUGCUUCUAUCGACAAAGUUUCCUUGCCAUUCUAAUAGGCUAGUUGCUCUUGUUUACUUGGAGACAGUGACGAGAUAUGUUAAGUUGAUUCAAGACAAUGCUCAAUGUAUUCCUAUUGUUUUGGCUCCCUUUCUUGAUGAAAGGGGCAUACAUCAUCCAAACAUUAGUGUAAGCCGCAGGGCCAGUUAUUUGUUUAUGAGGGUUGUGAAAUUGCUGAAGGUGAAGUUGGUGCCUUUCAUUGCGGUGAUUCUGCAGAGCCUACCUGAUACAGUUGCUCGGUUCACUGCUACAAAUUAUACAACAGAAGAGCUGUCAGGGUCAGAAGAUGGUAGCCACAUUUUUGAGGCAAUUGGGUUAUUGAUUGGAAUGGAAGAUGUACCACCUGAAAAGCAAUCCGAUUAUCUAUCUUCUUUGCUAAGCCCUCUUUGUCAGCAGGUUGAGGCAUUGCUGAGAAAUGCUAAACUGUUAAGUUAUGAGGAGACUAAUGCCAGAAUUGCUGUAAUCCAGCAAAUUAUCAUGGCCAUUAAUUCUCUCAGCAAGGGCUUCAGCGAGCGUCUGGUAACUGCUAGUCGCCCUGCAAUCGGCAACAUGUUUAAGCAGACAUUAGAUGUACUUCUCCAGGUUCUUGUUAUUUUUCCAAGAAUAGAACCUCUGCAAAGCAAGGUCACAUCAUUUAUACAUCGCAUGGUGGAUACCCUAGGAGCAUCUGUCCUUCCUUACCUUCCAAAGGCAAUUGAGCAGUUACUUGCAGAAACGGAGCCAAAGCAAAUGUCUGGUUUUCUUUUGUUGCUCAAUCAACUCAUCUGCAAGUUCAAUAUUUUGGUGCGUGACAUUUUGGAGGAAAUAUUUCCAUCCGUCGCUGAUCGGAUAUUCAGUAUUAUUCCAAGAGAGGGAUUGCCUUCAGGUCUUGAUGCAGCUACUGAGGAAAUUCGUGAAUUACAAGAACUUCAGCGAACAUUGUAUACAUUUCUUCAUGUGAUUGCUACACAUGAUCUGUCAACCGUAUUUAUUUCCCCAAAAUGUAAAGCAUACCUGGAUCCAGUGAUGCAAUUGCUUUUUUACUCUUCGUGUAAUCACAAGGAUAUUCUUCUACGAAAGACAUGUGUGCAGAUUUUUAUUAGAUUAAUUAAAGAUUGGUGUGCCCAGCCAUAUGGAGAAAAGGUUCCUGGUUUCCGAAGUUUUGUGAUCGAAACAUUUGCUACAAACUGCUGCCUAUACAGUGUGCUGGACAGAUCUUUUGAUUUUCGGGAUGCAAAUACUCUUGUUUUGUUUGGAGAAAUUGUAGUCGCACAGAAGGUCAUGUAUGACAAAUUCGGGGAUGAUUUUCUCGUUCAUUUUAUAUCAAAAGGAUUUUCUGUUGCACAUUGCCCGCCAGAGAUGGCUGAACAAUAUCGUCAAAAGUUGCAGGGUAGCGAUAUCAAGGCACUAAAAUCUUUCUAUCAGUCCCUCAUAGAAAAUUUGAGACUGCAGCAGAAUGGAAGCCUUGUGUUUAGAUAGUAUACCUAUAAUAAUGGACAAAUUUCGAGUCUUCGUUCUAUACGGGUUUAAUUUGUUGCUGGCCGUCUUCUAGUACGGGGUAAUGAUUUCGGUCUACAAAAGGUAAUCAAUUGUUGCGAUGAUAUUAAUUCUGAGCUCUUUCUAUCAUUGUAUUUAUAUUCCACCCUUUUCUCCCAAAUAAAGCAGUCAUGGAAUGGCGGUGAGUACUGCAGUGCUGUGUAUAUAGCUUUUGCGGAUGAGCUAUGGAUAAUCUCUUGACCAUGUUUUUGAUGAGUUCCUCUGCAACCUGACCAAACAGUAAAUUGUCUCAGGCCUUUCUUUAUUCUUUUGUCCCACAGCUGUAAAUUUUGAGAAAUCUCUUAUUACAAUGGGGUUACUUCUGUCUGUUUGAAGCCUGUCAAUAUAAGAUCAAAAUUUUGGCAUUUGA